Molecule: messenger RNA, 2002 nt
Organism: Durio zibethinus
Lineage: Eukaryota; Viridiplantae; Streptophyta; Magnoliopsida; Malvales; Malvaceae
Source: RefSeq, a predicted model, not a curated record
GAUUUCAACGUGUGAGCGUGACUUAAGUUUGACCGCACCAUAUUCUUCUCUCUUGUCUGCAGCAACCCAGCUAUAUUACAGCCAGUUUUUCCGUCUCUCUCAACUUUCCUUUGCUUGUAGAUAUCUCUUCCUCUACGUUUGGUCGGCAAACUCUUUAUUUUGAAAGCCCCAAUACCUCAACACCGAGUAAUUCACAAGCUACAGCAGCAGCAACAAGAAGAGAAAAAACUCAACCCCCCAACCAAUAUCUGAAACAAGAACUUAAUGGAUCCGUGCCCUUUUGUACGGAUCCUGGUGGGUAAUUUGGCCCUGAAAUUCCCAGUAUCAACAAAGCCCUCACUUUCAAGAAUCCACCGUUUUACUUCUUCAUGUUAUUGCAAGAUUAAACUCAAGAACUUCCCUCAUCAAGUGGCUGCAAUCCCUUUUAUCCAAUCACAACAAGACAGAAACGGUAUAAACCCAGACAGCAACAACUCUUUUCAUAAAUCGCCCGCUGCUUGUUUCAGUUUAAGCAAGUCCCAGAUCGAUAGAAUCAUCUCGAGAGGAGGUUCAUCAUAUAAACUUUCUAUCGAAGUUUACGCUGACCCUGAUGGCAGUACUUGUGGAUUAAAAUCUGGGAAGUUAUUGGGGAAGGUUUCAUUGCCGUUGGAUCUUCGUGGAGCGGAAUCAAGGCCGUCUGUUGUUCAUAAUGGAUGGAUAGCUAUAGGCCGAAAUAGAAGCAACAAGAAUGGAUCAUCUGCACAGUUGUGUUUAACUGUCAGGACUGAACCUGAUCCGAGAUUUGUAUUCCAGUUCGGUGGGGAGCCUGAGUGUAGUCCUCAGGUUUUGCAGGUUCAAGGGAGUGUUAAACAGGCAGUUUUCACUUGCAAGUUUGGUUUCAGGAAUUCGAGCGAUCGGAACUUGGGAUCAAGAUCAUCUUUGCCAGAAUCAAACACUUCAAGAAAUUGGUUACCUUCUCUGAAAACAGAUAAAGACCAAUCCUCCAAAGAACGAAAAGGAUGGUCAAUUACAGUCCACGACCUCUCAGGCUCUCCCGUAGCAAUGGCAUCAAUGGUGACCCCAUUUGUCCCAUCCCCUGGCUCGGACAGGGUCAGCCGGUCCAAUCCAGGAGCUUGGCUAAUUCUCCGUCCAGGAUAUGGAACCUGGAAACCAUGGGGCCGUCUUGAGGCCUGGCGUGAGCCUGGUUUCAUUGACGCCCUUGGAUACCGAUUUGAUCUCUUCGACGACGAUAUCGCCACCACAGGCACAACCGCCGCUGUCGCCAGUUCCACCAUCAGCACCAAACUUGGCGGGAAAUUCACCAUGGAUAUGACAACUAACAACAUAUCAACCCCAUCAACAAGCCGGCAAAGCAGCUGUGACUUCGGGUCAAGCUCACGUUCAGGGUCACGACCAGGAUCUGGAUCAGGGUCAGAUUUCGGGUUUGGGCUAUCCCUUUCCCCCAAGAGUUUGUAUAGGGGUGGGUUCGUAAUGUCAUCGACGGUGGAAGGUGUGGGGAAAUGCAGUAAACCGGAAGUGGAAGUAGGGGUACAGCAUGUGACAUGCACGGAGGAUGCAGCAGCUUUUGUGGCAUUGGCUGCGGCUAUGGAUCUAAGCAUGGAUGCCUGUCGGUCCUUCUCUCAAAAGCUAAGGAAAGAGUUGAGGCAGCAAACUCAGAACUUUGUCGUUUAAUGUGGUGGGGUUUUGUCGUUUUAGGUUGUUCGGUGAUCAACUGAUUUGAUGAGUUGGAUAGGUGUUUUUGGAUUGGGAUUCUUUCGGCAGAUAACUACCAGCAGUUUUUGAGCUGGAUGUAAACGAUUACUUUGUACAGUGCGAAAUGACAAGGCAGGAUUCUUUUUUCUUUUAAAUUUCCUUGUGAUUGGUAAAUUUAUUCAUUGUUUAAUUCAUUUUUUGUACUUUAUAUUUGUUGUUUAUAUAUGUGUGUGUGCUUUCUUUCGUCUGAGAAUCCUAUGUUGGAAAUGUGGAAGGGUUGAAUUGAAGUAAAUCCAUUUUUCAAGAUGCA